Electrophorus electricus (electric eel) is the source of this 1591-nucleotide messenger RNA. It is a transcript of the gene manf, whose product is annotated as mesencephalic astrocyte-derived neurotrophic factor. Gene Ontology annotation, cellular component: endoplasmic reticulum. NCBI's taxonomy places the organism in Eukaryota, Metazoa, Chordata, Actinopteri, Gymnotiformes, Gymnotidae. Gene Ontology annotation, biological process: neuron projection development; dopaminergic neuron differentiation. The record is from RefSeq and is a predicted model, not a curated record.
GAAUCAUUACGUUUCGUACUCACGAACCGGUAGAUCGUCCACCUGCACAUAACUAUAUGAGACGUGCUGUACUUGUAUCGUAUUUUCUUUAAGUAGGUAGUGAGCUACGUUACAGUAAUGUUAUAUUUAAUUGGAUUUUCGGUGGCUCUUGCCCUGGUCUUAAUGCCGAGCAGCAGUGAGUCUUUGAAAGAGGGGGAGUGUGAAGUGUGUGUAAGCUUUCUGGGGAAGUUUUACCAGUCACUGAAAGAUAAUGAUAUCAAGUUCACGAAUGAUGCCAUCGAAAAUGCUCUGGUGAAAACCUGCAAAGAGGCGAAAGGAAAAGAAAAUCGGCUGUGCUACUAUAUAGGAGCAACCAGUGAUGCUGCUACGAAAAUCAUUAACGAGGUCUCCAAACCCUUGAGUUACCAUGUGCCGGUGGAGAAGAUAUGUGAAAAGCUCAAGAAAAAGGAUGGUCAGAUCUGUGAACUUAAGUAUGACAAACAAGUGGACUUGAGCACGGUUGACCUGAAGAAACUCAAAGUGAAAGACCUGAAGAAAAUCCUAGAUGAGUGGGGUGAGUCCUGCAAAGGCUGCGUGGAGAAAUCGGACUUCAUCCGCAAGAUCAACGAGCUCAUGCCCAAGUACGCGCCCAGUGCGGCCAAGGCACGGACAGACCUGUAAACUCCUGUGGAGUUAUGGGACUGAGGAGAGUAGCUAAAAGAAUUGUGGGUGGGUGAUUUGCGCUGUGCGGCUGAUUGACCACCUAAUGAGAACCGAAGAUUUGUUUGUCAUAUUGCCCUUUAAUCUAGUGGUAAACAUUGAGUGACAGUGCAAGCAUUUAUCCUGAGCAUUCCUUUUUCUUUUUUCCCUUUCAGUGAGAAUUUAAAGUGAUUAUUGCAUUGUUUCAGCAGGAAAAAGUAAAAUACUUUUACUUUAACAUGCCACCAUUUGACUUAAGAGGAGCUGCUGUAGCCAUUCCUUAGUCCUGGAGCGUUUGUCGCCGUUCUUUAGGAUGGUGGGCAGUGGAUGCUUCAAACAAUCCCAUGUGCAUCAAACAGAAUCAAGGCUUACCAAGAAAGCCACACAAAGCUAAAUGCUAAAGUAAAAGUCCUGCAUUGAUGUCAUAUCACCCAGCUGAUUUCACACAUUAGUUUCACCUGUUGGCUUUUGCUAAUUUCCAAAAGCAGGUGGUUGGGACCAAAUUGCAGGUCAACGGUAAACUCAAACUCUGCCUCUGGAAACAGAGUCCUGUGAGCCCAGGGGAAAAUGUUCCUGGAACUCAUAAAUGCCUGAGCAAGAGUGAUGUUUAGCACAGAACAUAAAACUUCUCAUUGAAACAAGAAAUAGCCUCGCUUAAGACUUUCCUUUAUGAAAACAUCAACAACAUUUCUUGCACACUUGAUUAAAGUGAAAAACCAUGCCAGCAGAUUGCAGGUUUACACCUAGAUGGUAUGGGUUAUAUUGCAAAACACUGUCAAAAGGAUAGGCUUUUUUAUUUGAGUAUUAUGAAAUAGGAAUGAGAUUGAUCUGCAAUAUACAAAUGGACUUCUCUGUAAAACACAUUUAUUACAGUUGUACUAUACUUUUUCAUUAAAACAAGAAAAUUACUGUA